Messenger RNA from Lingula anatina, 1656 nucleotides. RefSeq names its product zinc finger MYM-type protein 2. NCBI's taxonomy places the organism in Eukaryota, Metazoa, Brachiopoda, Lingulata, Lingulida, Lingulidae. The record is from RefSeq and is a predicted model, not a curated record.
CGUGGCAGUCACUCUCAUUCAUUUUUCGGCAAAGCUGACAGCGACAUUGCAGAAAUGCUGUUUUCUGAUGUAUCGGACGACGAACUCGUGAGCGCAAGUCAAACGGCAGAGAAAUCUCAUUAUGAAACUGAGCAACAAUUUUCUGACAUUUCGGACGACGAACUUAUAAGCGCAAGUCAAAAUGCAGAAAUGUGUUAUUUAGACGCGAAGCAGCAGCAGGAGCAGCAGGUUUUCUCGGCUGAGAUGAAGGAGGGGAAUGGCAGUAAAAGGUUCGCUAUCCCAGUAACAGAUGAGGAAAUGGAGUUGCGCUCAAAAGCAAGCUUACCUAAGAACACGUUGCGUCGUAACAUGUGGGCACUUAAUACAUGGAAUAAGUGGGCAGUGGCGCGAAACAACACACGGUUGCACGGUUAUCAAGGAAACGACAUUGCCAUUAAUAAAUGGAAUAAAAAAAAGAAACCACUGACAAAUCUAUCUGACGAGGAACUUCAGUACUGGAUAUCCAAAUUUAUACUGGAGGUGAGAAAAGAGAACGGUACGGAAUAUCCUCCAAGGACACUCCUGUCCCUUGUGAUGGGACUGCAGAGUUACAUUCGCACUGAGUCGAAGCGAGGGAUUGAUUUAUUAAAUUCUGAUCAAUUUGUGGGUCUCCGACAAGUAUUAGAUUCUGAGAUGAAACGUCUUUCUCAUACUGGCCUUGGAUGUAACACCAAAAAGGCCCAAGCAAUUUCUUUGGAGGAUGAAAGCAAGCUGUGGUCAUCGAAAGCGCUGGGCGACUAUAAUCCCAAAGUACUCGUGCGUACACUGCACUAUUUGAAUGGCAAAAAUUUCGGAUUACGAGGUGGACAGGAACAUCGACGACUGCGAUAUAAAUCACCUCAAAUUACGCUCCACGAACCUGAAGGUGAAAUUGCUUAUUUGAAAUAUUCAGAGGACGUCUCUAAAACGUGUCAAGGUGGCCUAAAACAUCGCAAAUUAGUACCAAAGCAAGUGACCCAUUUUGCUAACGCAGACUGCCCGGAGCGAUGCCAUGUAAGGAUUUACAAGAAAUAUAUGGAAUUAUCCCCCAAAGAUAACAGAGACGAUUCUUUUUACCUCCAGCCUUUGCAGAAAUGGCGGGAAAACGUAUGGUUUAGUCGACAGCCGAUUGGUGUGAAUACCCUGUCAAACUUCACCCGAGAAACGUGUGAAAAGGCUGGCCUGAAAGGAUUCUACACCAACCACUCUCUGCGGGCAACUACUGCGACGCGUCUCUUUCGGAGAGGUGUCGAUGAGCAGCUAAUUAUGACCAAAACAGGGCAUCGUUCAGUCGAAGGCGUUCGUUCAUAUAAACGGCCGUCUGAACAACAGGAACAACACAUCAGCAGAAUCCUUGACGGGAGUGAUGAUGGUCCGACGCCGCCGAAAAUACGCACUCAGACAGACGUCAGUGAUGAAAGUGUAACACAAACAGAUUCUUCUUUGAGUAGACUUAUCGAUUUAACAAAUCAGCCGGUUGUAUUUCAGAAUUGCAAUUUCCAAUUUCAUUAAAAUAUAAAUUAAAUGCCUGACGUUGUUUCCUUCUUGUUUUUCUGUUUUCAGUGACUAUUCAUGUAAAAUUCGAGAAAAAAAGCGAGAUAUCGAGCUUUUUUUCGAGGAUUUUACCGAGUCACCACG